Gastrolobium bilobum is the source of this 831-nucleotide messenger RNA. RefSeq names its product eukaryotic translation initiation factor 5A-2. Gene Ontology annotation, biological process: positive regulation of translational elongation; positive regulation of translational termination. Gene Ontology annotation, molecular function: translation elongation factor activity; RNA binding; ribosome binding. The coding region runs from base 134 to 616 and encodes 160 amino acids. The transcript is spliced from 5 exons. The record is from RefSeq and is a predicted model, not a curated record. NCBI's taxonomy places the organism in Eukaryota, Viridiplantae, Streptophyta, Magnoliopsida, Fabales, Fabaceae.
AUAUAUAUAUAUAUAAAUCAUAAUCCUAUUCUUCUUCUUCCGCCCUAACAAGUAACACCCUUCUCCCUGUCCUCUCACGAUCUGAGUCGGUAGAGUUGAGUGAGUGAGUUGGAGAACUCGAACGAGUUGAGACAUGUCGGACGAGGAACACCAUUUUGAGUCCAAGGCUGAUGCCGGAGCCUCCAAGACCUAUCCUCAGCAAGCUGGCACCAUUCGUAAAAACGGUUACAUCGUCAUCAAGGCUCGCCCCUGCAAGGUUGUUGAAGUUUCAACUUCCAAGACUGGUAAGCAUGGUCAUGCUAAGUGCCACUUUGUUGGAAUUGAUAUUUUCACUGGCAAGAAGCUUGAAGAUAUUGUGCCCUCUUCCCACAACUGUGAUGUUCCCCAUGUGAAUCGUAUUGACUACCAGUUGAUUGAUAUUUCUGAGGAUGGAUUUGUGAGCCUGCUUACUGAUAAUGGUGGCACCAAGGAUGACCUGAGGCUUCCAACUGAUGAUAGUCUGCUUACUCAGAUAAAGGAUGGAUUUGCUGAUGGCAAGGACCUUGUUGUGUCUGUCAUGUCUGCCAUGGGUGAGGAGCAGAUUUGUGCCCUGAAGGAUAUAGGGCCAAAGAACUAGCCUCAAUUGCUGGCAAUUUGUUGUUUUUCAUUUAAGCAAAAAAGAUAUUUUUGUAUGGUUUUAUUCAACCCCUGGGUUAUGGACUCCAGUCAGACUAGUCUUACCAACGGGGUUUAUGGAUGUGACACAAACUAUUAAACAUUUUUCUGUUUCGAUGUUAUCCUGAGAUUUUCUUAUAAAAUACGAGUCUAUUAUUAGAAAUUGUCUUUGUUUUG